Messenger RNA from Elephantulus edwardii (Cape elephant shrew), 1881 nucleotides. RefSeq names its product cylicin, basic protein of sperm head cytoskeleton 1 (gene CYLC1). The transcript has 4 exons. Bases 1 to 1881 code for a protein of 626 amino acids. Gene Ontology annotation, molecular function: structural constituent of cytoskeleton. Gene Ontology annotation, cellular component: acrosomal matrix; nucleus. The record is from RefSeq and is a predicted model, not a curated record. NCBI's taxonomy places the organism in Eukaryota, Metazoa, Chordata, Mammalia, Macroscelidea, Macroscelididae.
AUGGGCGCACUCGAACAGAAGCGGGGGCCAAACAAUAGAGAAGCAAGUCCUGGGAAAAGCAUUACCACGCCCACAGUCAGUUUAUCAAACAGAAAAUCAUGGAAUAAAGAACACUUGGCUUUGACAUUUCCCAAACCAUGCCAGCCAGGUAGGAAAAAGAGAUCAAGACUUUUGAAGUUACCAAACACAGUUCCUAGACACGGCAAAAGACAAUUAAAGGAAGACCAGAAGAAAGCUCACAUAUGGAUAAGGCAUUCUUUAGGAAAAAAAUCCCAAAGGCCAUCUAAAUACUUUGCUAUGAACAGACAAGUUCCAUUCAAAUGUUCUUAUAUUUCCAAAACCUAUUCUGAAAAGGUAAAAUCUAAAAAGUCUGAAGAUGGCAUAAAAAAAGCAGAUGUUAAGAAAAACUCUAAUAAAGAACCAGACCAGCAUACACGACCUCUAGAAUCAAAAGAAACAAUAAAAGAUGAAAAAUAUAAAAGAAAUAACAAAGCAAUUAAAAUUCCAUCACAUGAAAAUGUACCAUUCAAACAGCCAAAUUCCAAAUCACUUUCAAAUUCAGAAUCCAAAGAUUCUAAUGACAUAUCAAAGAAAGUUAAAAAAACCGUUAAAAAAUAUUCAAAAAAUUUCAAGAAAACAGAUACUAAAUUUAUAUGUGCAAAAAUUGAUCCAAAGAAAAGUUCUAAGAAGAUUUCAAAGAAGGAUCUUGAUGCUGAAUCAGAAAUUGUCUCCAAAAAUAGUUCAAAUGUGGAUUCAGAGAUAUAUUUAGAAGAAUGGAUGGAUUUUAAUAUGUUGCAAAAGAAUUACUCUCAGAAUAACUCAAAGAAAGGUGCAAAGAAAGAUACAAAAAAAUAUUUAAAGACCUCUGAUGCUGAAUCUACAGACUCAAAGGAUGCAAAGAAGGAUAAGAAAAAUGCAAAGAAAGACAAUAAGAAGAAAGACAAAAAGAAUGAAUCUGAAUCUACUGAUGCUGAAUCUGUAGAUACAAAGGCUGCAAAGAAAGAUAAAAAAAAUGUGAAGAAAGACACUAAGAAGAAGGAACUGAAGGACACAGAUUCUACUGAUGUUGAAUCUGUAGACUCAAAGGACGUAAAGAAAGAUGUGAAGAAGCAUAAGAAAGAUUCAAAUAAAGACAAACAGAAGAAUGAAAAGGAGGAUGCAGAGUCUACUAAUGUUGAAUCUGAAUCAGAAUUGGAGUUAAAGAAAAGUAAAAGAGGUGAAAAGGAUAAAAAGGAUUCAAAAAAAGACAGUAAGAAGGAUAAAAAGAACAAAAUGUCUACUGAUACUGAAUCUGAGUCUGAAGUAGAGUCAAAGAAGAAUAAAGGUGAUAAAAAGAAGGAUAAGAAAGAUUCAAGGAAAGAGGGAAAAAAGAAUGCAAGUAAAUAUGCAAUUUCUACUGAUGCUGAAUCUGAAUUGGAGUCAAAGAAGGAUAAAAAGGAUGCAAGAAAACAAGCAAAGAAAGACAUAGAGUCUACAGAUGUCGAAUCUGAUGAUUACUCCAAGAAAGGCCAAAGAAAGCCCUUAAAGUCAGUAUUAAAAGAUUCAGAUGUUGAAUCUGAAGAGUCACUUUAUAAACUAGGGCCUAAAAAUAGAGGAGUUGAUGAUUCAGAUGCCACAUCUAUAGAUUCAAAGAAGGGAAUGCAGGAUGUAAAAAAAGGAUUCAGAAUGUUAUCCAAGAAGACCACAUUCAAAGAAAAAGAAAAGAAAACAUUUAUAGGUAGAUUUCCUGCCUCAAGAGAAAGGCCACCACUACCUCCUUGUGAACCUUUAUCACCAUCAUCUAAGAUUAAACGUCCCUGUCGGUGCAGGAUGCCUCCUCCACCUCCAAAACCAAGAUAUGCUCCUUUGCCAGAAGCAGAAUGGAUUCGAAGGCUGCUUUAA